AUGGAAAAGCUGCUGACUUGAUCAACACAGGCUGAACAGACAUGGAAGCUGCAGUUGGACUGUUGCUGGUGUUGCUUGGAGUCUCUCAUGGUGUGGAAACUCACUGUGAUGGCAGAUGGGAUGGAGCUCAGUGUUAUGGACCUUUGGGAGGAACUGUGAAAAUCCAGCUGAUGGACAACACUUCAGAAAUUAAUAAAUACAAUUUGUUAAAAAAUGCAUUAAAAAUAUUAAAUGUAAGAAAUAAUAAGGGUACUUCUAAUUCUAUAAGAGUGGAUCUUUUUCCCAGUAGAGGAACAUUUAGGAUCAAUAACCUGAGCAGCUCAGACAGUGGUAAUUAUACCCUUCAAACCUUUGACUCAGAUGGAAGAUCAUCAGGCGGGUGGACUUUACAGUUGUUCAUUCAAGCUCCUGUGUCCUCUGUGGUGCUGCUCUCUGAGUGUCUGUCCCAGGGAGAGAUGAGGGUGUCCUGCUCCUCUGAGGGAGGGGACAGUCCUCAGUACAGCUGGACUCUGGAUGGACACACACUGACAGAUGCUGAGCUCCUUUCUGGAAAUAAUGAGACUAACAUCAUCACUCUGAAACAGCACGUGUCAGGACAUCUGGUCUGCUCAGUCAGUAAUAAUGUCAGUAAUGUCUCCAAAGAGGAGAGAAUAUCGACCUGUGGCUUUAUUUUCAUUAACUGUACUUCAGUCAAUGGGACACAGAUAUCACGGUGGGUGUAUAAAGCUAAUAACACCCUGUGUACUCCACCAAAACAGACUCCUGUGGGUAAGGAUUAUGGAACUACCAUCAGUGAUGAGCCAUGGUACAUUAGAAAUUUGCCACUGAUCGGUAGUGUUCUCUCAGCGCUGGUAAUUUUCUUGGUUGUUGGUGUAGUAGUCAUAUGUGCUUGGAGGAAAAAGCAAAACAGCAAACCUACAAAAAAGGAGGAAGAAGAUGACCAGGAAGUCUUUGCUGAUGUCAAGUUUGUCAAAAGGCAGGCAAACCAAGCUGAGAAAAAAGCUGCUGUGGAGUACGGCCAAGUAAAUUCUGCAAAGCGACCUCGGAGGCCUGAACCAGCAGGAACUGAUUGUGUGUAUGCUAACGUCCAUAAAGUCAGCGAUGGCACAUGGAAAAAGCUGAAGUCUCUGCUGUCCCGCAAACGAGGAGAUCCAGAGGACUCUGAUGAUUCUCCGAUGAUAGUUCUGAUGAUUGAAAUGAGUUCUGCAACUUACACCAACACCUAGUUUCACCUUUUAUCAACUGAAAUUUGACAAAACAACACAUUUUUGUUUAUAUUCUUGGCAAAUUAUGUUCCUCACUUAAGCACCUCAUGCUGAAUUAAGCUGUGAGGGUUUUCUGCAUUUUUAUUUGUGGAAGCUUUGAUUACAAAGGUUGUGAAUGUAAUCUGAACUUGGUAAAGGUGGAAUCAGUCAAGUCAAUUUUUUUAAUUCAAACAUCUGAAACAUUUAGUUUCACUAAGCUUUAAACAAGGAUUUUUGUCUCAGAAGAUUCGGGCGAUUUGAUUUUGUUUUUGUUUUUUUAAAGAGGAGGAUGGCCUGAGACAUUUUACUCAACUUCAGAACAGGAACAUUAAUGUGAAAAUCUAUGAAGUUCAGACACAUGUGAGUCAACAGCAUAGUGUGAAUGUCAUUUAUCACCAUGUGUAGUGUUGCCAUGAAACAACAUUAAAACCAUAAACUUCAAAAAUGAAAAAUUACA
This is a messenger RNA of Pundamilia nyererei, 1701 nucleotides long. RefSeq lists its product as uncharacterized. The coding region runs from base 42 to 1226 and encodes 394 amino acids. The record is from RefSeq and is a predicted model, not a curated record. Gene Ontology annotation, cellular component: membrane. NCBI's taxonomy places the organism in Eukaryota, Metazoa, Chordata, Actinopteri, Cichliformes, Cichlidae. The transcript is spliced from 7 exons.